Molecule: messenger RNA, 3302 nt
Organism: Chanos chanos (milkfish)
Lineage: Eukaryota; Metazoa; Chordata; Actinopteri; Gonorynchiformes; Chanidae
Gene: prkar2aa
Product: protein kinase, cAMP-dependent, regulatory, type II, alpha A
Exons: 10
Coding region: 1605-2804 (399 amino acids)
Biological process (GO): negative regulation of cAMP-dependent protein kinase activity
Cellular component (GO): cytosol; cAMP-dependent protein kinase complex
Molecular function (GO): cAMP-dependent protein kinase inhibitor activity; protein kinase A catalytic subunit binding; cAMP binding
Source: RefSeq, a predicted model, not a curated record
UUGUCAAGAGUAAAACCAGCAUUUCCAUGAAUUUGAUUUUUCAGCGUCGAGAGAAAUAGCGUCUGUCCUUUGGAAACGUGGGAGAAUUUAUAUCCGAAGACUGAACUUCAUCUGUGACUUUCGUCUAUAUUGACAAAGAAUUCACCGGUCUGGGAUAGUUGCUUGGCUUCAGCCUAUCUGGGAUCUGUUGGCUUAUGUAUUUACUGGUUAGCAAACUGAUCUGUGGUACUUGGUCGUUUAUCGUUCAUGAGGUGUUUUAUGUAGUGUUAUCCACUUAAUUUCUUUGUUGCGCUAACUGAACUUCAACUUGUCUGCUGUUCCGUUUUAGCAAGACUAUCUGUCACCCUUGUCCCACCCCUCCCGUUUAUCUCUCAAGCGAGCAAACUGAGGUACUUGACAAGCUAGCUCCAACGUCUACGCUUCUAACGUUAUCUCCCACGGGCUAAGCUGAGUGAUCUCAUUCGCAAGGCAAGCCUACAACCUAGCUACCUCUCUCCGUUUCGCAUAUUAGAUUAGCUCAGCAGUGAUCCCUGUAGUUAAUUUUCCAACACAGUUUGCGUUUGUUGUUAUACUGGCCAGAAAACUGGUGAGGAGGAGGAGGAGGAAGCCAGGGAGAACAUAGCUCUCGAUACAUUAACGACGAAGGUAUCAGUCAACUGUUAGCCGGAGAUAAAUCCACUCAGACGUAGCUAAUAGAUUGCCUUACCAUAGCUCUGGAAUUAGCCAGCUAACGGUUGUUAGUAGUCUCGACAUCGUAAAGUAAGAUUAGUCAGACACUUGUUAGGUUGGUUGAGUCAGACAGUUUGAAUUAUUUGUUACAUAUAGCUAUAGCAGCCGGGCUAAUGCAUCGAUAGAACAAUUCUGUCGCCAGUUAAGUAAAAUUAUUUCUCUGAGCUUAAAUCGAAACGCCACUCUUAGCAAGCGACGAUUCCAAUGGUUGUGAGACCGUUAGCUUGUACACGAAGGUAAGGAUUUGGCCUUGCGAGCUGACAGUUAGCUUAUCAGCGCGCAUUGAAUCUUGCCAUAUCUAAAACAACUUAACUUCACAGCAAGCUUUAAAAUUGCAGGCUUAUUUUGUGUAUUCUCUUUUUUUCCUUCGCCGGCUUUAAUUUGGAGCAGAAGCGUUGCUGAUAUUCAGAAGACACUGGAUUUAACUUUUUGACUCGAACUACCCAAGUAGCUAUCUUAGGUAUAAGAUAAGCCUGCCCCUGACUUAGAUAGUUAACCUAGGUUAGUUAGCCAAUAUAGAAUUUAGCGUAUUUGAAAGCUUAGUUAACAGUUGCGAUUGCUUGAAGUCUUUUGAUUAUAGGAAGUUAUCUUGUUAUAUAGUUUGCUAUUGUAAGUUCUGUGUAUUCCUGUUCCUCGAAAGUGUAAUCAUAUGUAUUGGACCGUAUUCUACUAAUCUUCGCUUGCAAGAAAAUUUAUUGCAAGCACCGGUGAACUGCCUGCUAGCCUGCGAGCUAGCUCUCAAGUACUGUAACCUGUCAGCUGACGUUAGCUAGCUACAUGGACUAAUACAGAAGAAGUUUAUCUAUAUUUUUGUACGAAAGCUCAAGAGCAAUCUGACAAGAGGGCUUGCUAGAUAACACCAGAUCAGUUCAGUCAUGAGUAUUGAAAUACCAGUUGGUCUCACGGAAUUGCUGCAAGGCUACACCGUGGAGGUGCUACGCCAAAGGCCCCCGGACCUGGUGGAAUUUGCUGUACAGUAUUUCACUCGUAUGCGGGAUACCAGGAGCCAAGACGGGGCUGGGUCCGGGUCAGCUGCCAAAGCAGGCGGGAAAGGGGUUAUGUUUGACGGCGAGCCGAUGCAGACAGAGUCGAACGGGGACGAGGAUGAUGAAGACGACGACUCUGACUUUGAGCCCCCUCCCCCCAGCAGAUUUAACCGGAGAGUGUCGGUCUGUGCCGAAGCCUUCAACCCAGACGACGAUGAGGAGGACACAGAGCCGCGGAUCGUCCACCCAAAAACAGACGAGCAGCGCUGCAGGUUACAGGAGGCCUGCCGAGACAUUCUCCUGUUUAAAACCUUGGACCAGGAACAGUUCUCAGAAGUGUUGGAUGCCAUGUUUGAGCUGCGUGUACAGCCAGAGGAGCAUGUCAUUGACCAAGGCGAUGAUGGGGACAACUUCUACGUCAUUGAGAGGGGAGUCUAUGAUAUCGUGGUACAGAAGGAUGGAGUUGGCUGCUGUGUUGGCCAGUAUGAUAAUAAAGGCAGUUUCGGUGAACUGGCUCUCAUGUACAACACACCCCGUGCUGCCACCAUCAUCGCCAAACAGGAAGGAGCCCUCUGGGGACUGGACCGGGCGACGUUCCGUAGACUCAUAGUGAAGAAUAAUGCAAAAAAGAGGAGGAUGUACGAGACCUUCAUUGAGUCUGUUCCACUUCUCAAGUCUCUGGAGGUAUCAGAGAGGAUGAAGAUUGUUGAUGUUUUGGGGGUGAAGUCUUAUCAGGAUGGUGAGAGAAUCAUUAUGCAGGGUGACAUGGCCGACUGCUUCUACAUCGUGGAAUCUGGAGAGGUGAAGAUCAUGAUGAAGAGCAAAACGAAAGCAGAUCAGCAGGACAAUGCUGAGGUGGAGAUCGCCCGCUGCACUAGGGGGCAGUAUUUUGGAGAGCUGGCCCUGGUCACCAAUAAACCUCGUGCUGCCUCCGCAUAUGCAGUGGGAGACGUCAAGUGUUUGGUGAUUGACGUGCAGGCGUUUGAGCGUCUCCUGGGCACCUGUAAGGAGAUUAUGAAGAGGAACAUCGCUCACUACGAAGAGCAGCUAGUCGCUCUGUUUGGCUCCAGCAUGGACCUAAGAGACUGACAGACUGUCCGUGCCUUACAUGUACACACACACACACACACACACACAAACACACACACGCUCUAACUCACUCACACCCAGCUUCAGUCACAUCUAUACACACACACACACACCUCCACGUCAUUGCUCAUACACAUAGUUUAUACACAUGAACAAACCAUUUUGUAAACACACACUCCUUUUUAUGCUCACACACAUAGACACAGACACACACACUUCUGAGGUGUUCACGAUGCACAAAAACUCAUUCAAAACACAACCGUCCGUGUCAACCACUCAGUAUGAAAACAUGAGAUAAAAGCAUUACCGGUCCUCCUUGUGUGACCCUGAACCAAACACAGCCAAACAAAGGACAGUGACAUACAGACACACACACACACACAACACAUACACACACACUGACUUCACCCUCUCAAAACCCUCAGCCAAGGACCCAUCCAUACUCACAAACACACACACAUCACUCUGUCACUCACACUUGCAAAAAAUAAAAUGAUU